GUGCUAAUAACACAAAAGUCACAAGUUUGAGAUCUUCAUGAACUAGGGAUUGUUAAUCCGUAUGGGACCAUCCAGAUUGGUCCUAUGAAUUGUCAAUUUGUAGGCUAUACGAAGAAAAGAAAAAACAAGGAAGGAAUGUAGAAAAAGAAAAAAAAGAUAAAGUUGAAAAUUUUUAAAAAAUGUUGGGUGUAUAAUAAAUUUGUAGGGUAUUGAAAGAAUAAUCCAAAUCUCAUUCACAUGAAAACUGUUUAGAACUCAGAAGGCCUGAGCUUGACUUAAAUGAUACUAACAUAGAAAAAGAAGGUUCCUUCUCUGGAAGAAGUUUUAUAUAUUCAUUGGCCAUGGGUUAGUGUCAGUUCUUGCGAUUAAAUUCCAGUAGAACGCAGAAACAGUUCCCUAAAAUCGUAUGUAUUUCCCAAUUAUAUGCUGUGCAAUCAUUCAACAUAAAUAUAAUAUAGUAAAAAAUUGCAUCUGUUAUGCCAUAGUCUUGGCUCUUGAUUAAUAACUAGCAGUAAUCAUAUAUCUAGGUAGUUAUUUGCAUUCAUUUAUUUCAUACAUAAACGCUAUAUAAAUACUACUUUCACAAUUGUAUGAUCGUAAUUUGCUGAAAUUUAAUUUUGAUGCGUUGUUGAUCAGAUUUUACCAUACUGUUAUAUAAUAUUUCGCUAACUUCGUUUAAUAAAUUUGAAUAUGUUAAUAUUUACACAAUAUAUUAAACUCGGUUAAAUUAAAUAGAUUAUAUUUGAAAUAAUAUUUCUUAGCCACAAUAAGAUUGUAUGGAUUAUAGUUGCAUAAAAAAUAAUACACAAGUUGUUUUCUUACCUAACAACUAACACACAGCUCAGAAUCAUAAAUUCGUGUAUGGAGAUUAUUGUUAACUGAAAAUAAAUGUCUUAAGAGCCUAAGAAUUGCUUUCGUCUUAAUAGCAACGAACCGUCUCUUACCUAUUAUGACAAGUAGGCAAUCCUUAACCAACAAGUCUUGUAGAUGAAAAAAAAUGUGAUUAUAAGAGAGGAUUCCACUAUAGGUUACUUUCGACAAAGAUUAGUGACAAAAGAAUAGGCAAUCCUUUUUCUGUUAUCUAAUAGUGUCAGUUACUUUUUUAUAGCAUUAUCAGCUGAAAACAGAAAGCUGGAUCAUUUCAGAGUUAGCAUAAAAAUUUUGCACUUAAAAUAUGAACCAUCCUUGUGCAAAUUCUAAGAGCCUACUGUUACAAGUCCUUAAUGGAUGUCUUCUAUUAUGCAUGAUCUUAAUCAAGGACUCAGCAAUAGCAGCAAUCCCUACCGGAAAUGAAACUGAUUUGCAAGCUUUAGUUCACUUCAAGAGUAAGAUAGUUGAAGAUCCAUUCAACACUAUGAGUUCUUGGAAUGGCUCCAUCAAUCACUGCAAUUGGAUAGGAAUCACAUGCAACAUCUCCAAUGGAAGAGUCACACACCUUAGCCUUGAGCAACUGAGACUAGGAGGCACUCUUACACCCUUCAUAGGAAACCUCACAUUCCUCACCACAGUCAACUUGUUAAACAAUAGCUUCCAUGGUGAAUUUCCUCAAGAGGUUGGUCGUUUACUAUACCUUCAAUACCUAAACUUCAGCAUAAACAACUUUGAUGGCAGUUUUCCAAGUAAUCUCAGCCACUGCACAAAUCUAAGAGUGCUAGCUGCAGGUCUUAACAAUCUUACAGGAACAAUCCCAACUUGGAUUGGAAACCUUUCUUCCUUAUCUCGCGUUAGCUUCGGUUUAAACAACUUCAUUGGACGCAUACCACAUGAGGUAGGCCUUUUGUCAAGCUUGACAUCUCUUGUGCUAUAUGGGAAUUACUUAACUGGCACAGUUCCUUCUUCAAUCUAUAAUAUCUCUUCCUUAUACUAUUUCACUUUUACUCAAAACCAUCUUCAUGGAACCUUACCAGCAGAUGUUGGAUUUACUCUUCCUAACAUUCAAGUAUUUGCUGGUGCGGUCAACAAUCUCACAGGGUCUGUUCCUGCAUCGUUGUUGAACGCAUCAAAACUUGAAAUUCUUGACUUUUCCUUGAAUGGUCUCACUGGAACACUGCCUAAGAACUUAGGGGUAUUGUACAGGUUAACUAGACUUAGCUUUGAGCACAACAGACUUGGAACUGGGAAAACAGAUGAUCUUAGCUUUCUUGAUUCUUUGGUCAACUGCACAGCUCUACAAGUUUUACGUCUAGGCGUAAAUAAUUUUGGUGGGGUGUUGCCUAAAUCAAUUGCUAACUUUUCAAGCCAACUGCACACAUUUGCCCUUAAUUCUAAUAGAAUACAUGGAAAUAUACCUGCUGGAAUUGGAAAUCUUGCUAACCUGGCCCUUAUAGGAUUAGAAGGAAACGAGCUAACCAGUGGUGUUCCUGAUGCAUUAGGUAGGCUGCAAAAUCUGCAAUUAUUGUAUCUGAAUGUCAACAAAUUUUCAGGUAGAAUCCCAUCCUCCUUGGGAAAUUUAUCUUUAAUAACAAAACUCUUUCUGGAGGAAAAUAACUUUGAGGGAAGCAUACCUUCUAGUCUUGGAAACUGCCAAAAGUUAUUGGUACUCAGCCUUUAUAGCAACAAGCUCAGUGGCACCAUACCAACAGAAGUUAUUGGUCUUUCUUCACUAGCAAUAUACUUUGAUGUGUCUUAUAAUGCUUUGUCAGGGACCCUGCCGGUUGAAGUGAGUAAGCUACGUAAUCUUGCAGAGUUGGUUCUGUCUGAGAACAACUUUUCUGGAGUUAUUCCAUCUUCUCUUGGCAGUUGUAUUAGCCUGGAAAAGCUGCAUUUGCAGGGUAAUUCUUUUGAGGGAAACAUUCCUCAAACUAUAAAGGAUUUGAGAGGUUUACUAGACAUAGAUCUUUCGCGAAAUAACUUGUCCGGUAAAAUUCCGGAGUUUCUUGGUGGAUUCACUGAGCUCAAACAUCUCAAUCUUUCUUACAAUAAUUUUGAAGGUGAAAUACCAAAGAAUGGAAUCUUCAAGAAUGCAACUUCCAUUUCAUUAUAUGGAAAUAUCAAGCUAUGUGGGGGUGUCUCAGAACUAAAUUUCCCUCCAUGCACUAUAAGGAAGAGGAAGGCCUCUCGGCUAAGAAAACUUGUUGCCUCUAAGGUGGCUAUCCCUAUAGCUAUUGCACUUAUAUUACUAUUGCUUCUAUCAUGUUUUCUUACAUUGUUCCCCAUAGUAAAAAGAGCAAAAAGGAAAACUCCUACAUCAACUACUGGAAAUGCUUUGGAUUUGGAAAUUUCUUACUCAGAAAUUACCAAGUGCACUGGUGGCUUCUCUCAGGAUAACCUGAUUGGUUCAGGAAGUUUUGGUUCUGUAUACAAAGGAACUCUCUCGGGUGAUGGAUCAAUUGUUGCAGUUAAAGUGUUAAAUCUUCAGCAGAGAGGAGCUUCAAGGAGCUUCAUUGAUGAAUGCCAUGUUCUGAGAAGCAUAAGGCACCGUAACCUUCUCAAGAUCAUAACCGCCAUCUCAGGUGUUGAUCAUCAAGGCAAUGACUUCAAAGCUCUAGUGUUUGAGUACAUGCCUAAUGGAAGUCUAGAAGAUUGGUUGCAUCCAGUAAACAAUGUGCAAACUCAGACUAAGAAACUGACAUUUAUCCAAAGACUGAACAUAGCAAUUGAUGUUGCUUGUGCACUGGAAUAUCUCCACCACUUCUGUGAAACUCCAAUUGUUCAUUGUGACAUAAAGCCAAGCAAUGUACUUCUUGACAAUGAUUUGGUUGCUCAUGUGGGUGACUUUGGAUUAGCUACAUUUCUGUUUGAAGAAUCAAGCAAGUUUUCCACACAAUCAGUUAUUUCAGCUAGCCUAAGGGGUUCUAUUGGAUACAUCCCUCCAGAGUAUGGUAUGGGUGGGAAGCCUUCUACACUUGGAGAUGUCUACAGUUAUGGGAUACUAUUACUGGAGAUUUUCACAGGAAAAAGACCAACAGAUGAAGAAGCAUUUGAAGGUGGCAUGGGAAUUCACCAGUUUGUAGCAAUGGCUUUACCUAACCGUGUCACGGAUAUAGUUGAUCCUUCAUUAGUUUCUGAACAAGACUUUGAUGAGGAAAAUCAAGAAUUUGAGGAUGAAGAGAAAGCAAUAAGGAAGAACUAUGAGAUUGAAGCCUCAGCUAAAGGUUUGAUGGAGGAUUGCUUUGUGUCACUGAUGGAAAUUGGAGCGUCUUGCUCUGCAAAUCCACCUAGUGAGAGAAUGCCAAUCACAGUGGUGAUCAACAAGCUACAUGCUAUCAAGAACUCGUUUAAAAAGAUAAAGCAUAGUGCUAUAUGAACAACAUUUAGGAAGGGAAAAAAAAUAAGAUAAUGAAUUAUGAUAUGUAAACACCACAAGAUUUUAUGUAUAUCUAUCUCUAUUUAAAUCACACUUGGUUGAAGUAUUAUAAAUUGCUUGUAUUGUGUUCAA
Messenger RNA from Glycine soja, 4378 nucleotides. Its product is annotated as probable LRR receptor-like serine/threonine-protein kinase At3g47570. Gene Ontology annotation, molecular function: protein kinase activity; protein binding; ATP binding. NCBI's taxonomy places the organism in Eukaryota, Viridiplantae, Streptophyta, Magnoliopsida, Fabales, Fabaceae. The coding region runs from base 1175 to 4246 and encodes 1023 amino acids. Gene Ontology annotation, biological process: protein phosphorylation. The record is from RefSeq and is a predicted model, not a curated record. The transcript is spliced from 2 exons.